AUGCUUCACACAGAUCCUAAGACAGGAGGUGAGUCUCCACCACGGCGUCGUUUUCACCAUGACUACGAUGCAGAGGAAUACGCCCCUCGCGUCAAAAUUCAUGGUCAACGUCCGGUAGACUUCUACUCAACUGCCAUUCACUACGUUCAGGAGCGGCACCUACACAAACGCACACCUUAUGGGUAUCACGUGCCGCCACAUGAAUACUACACCAAAGACCUCCUUGCCUGUACAGAGACUAGCUUCAACCCAUCCACUGCAUUAUGCACGCAGUGGGCGAGCACCUCUUUUCAUCCAGAUGCACGGUCUAGUAGGGUGCGAGUUCCGCUUUACGCCCUUCAGUGGGCCGCAAACGGCCGCCGUUUGUUGUGCUCAACAGGACGCGGCGAGUUCUUGCUCUUCAAUGGCCGUUCCUUUGGCCUGGAGGUAAAAACGGUGGCUCAUGAAGAUAGACACCCGUGCCGUGCCCUCGCGUGGGGUGGACGCACCGACGUGAUUCUCAGCGGUGAUGAUGCUGGCAAGAUGAAGGUUUGGCGGUCUAACUUUGUGCUCAUGGCGGAGUUCGACUCAAAUCAUCGUGCCGUGCGAGAAAUCACGUGGGCCCCGCUCGAAGCGAAGUUCUGCAGUUCGGGGCAGGAUGGCACCGCGCGGAUCUGGGAUACCCAGACGGUUGGUUCUCGCGGCGCCACAGAGCAGCCGGCGCGAGAGGAGGUGAAGCUGGAGGGCCAUGGUGGUGACGUGACCACUGCGCACUGGCACCCAUACCGCUCCCUCAUCGCGACAGGGAGCCAAGACAUGCAAUGCCGGCUUUGGGACCCGCGGACGGCGGCCCGCGGCAGCAUCGCGGCCCUCUGCGGCCAUAGUCAACCCGUGACCCGCGUGCGAUGGCAUCCCGACGGCCGAACGCUGCUGAGCGCAUCGAAGGACGGAACCAUUAAGCUCUGGGACAUCCGAAAGACGCAGCCGGAGCUGAUCCGCUUCAAGGGUCAUAGCGACAGUGUGGACCACAUUGAGUGGCAUCCGGUGGUGCCUGACCUUUUUGCCAGCUGUGGUGCCGAUGGGCGUAUUAUGUACUGGAUGGUAGAUGAAAGUGACGGCAUCCUAACGCACGGUGUGCUAGAAGCCAUCAAGGAUGCUGCCACGAUUGAGGCCGCGCAUGAUCGGUUUAGAGAGAAGGCAAACCCAGUCUUCACAUUGGCGUGGUGCCCAUUGGGAAACUUGUUGGCAUCAUGCAGGACAGAGGUAAAGUACUGGAGUCGUAAUAAGCCUGGCGCGCUUGAGGAGAAAGAGCGGGGCGCAGAAGAUGAGGAUGUCUUAGAGGAUGACGCAAAUGUGGUGUGA
This is a messenger RNA of Phytomonas sp. EM1, 1341 nucleotides long. Lineage: Eukaryota; Euglenozoa; Kinetoplastea; Trypanosomatida; Trypanosomatidae. The record is from the annotation of a GenBank genome assembly.